Molecule: messenger RNA, 1749 nt
Organism: Vespa velutina
Lineage: Eukaryota; Metazoa; Arthropoda; Insecta; Hymenoptera; Vespidae
Product: tumor necrosis factor receptor superfamily member 4-like
Exons: 2
Coding region: 215-784 (189 amino acids)
Biological process (GO): inflammatory response
Molecular function (GO): tumor necrosis factor receptor activity; protein binding
Source: RefSeq, a predicted model, not a curated record
UUGAACCGUCGUUGGCGUACGUUGGCCACGCCUGAUCGUAUAUCGCACUCUCGGAGUCCUCCCGUCCGAUACCGAUAACAAGUAUCCGGUGCAUUCGUAAAACGAAGAAGGACAUAUAUCGAUCGUCUUAUCGAUUGUCUCUUCUCAACGCUCUUGCGAUGAUCUUUUGAGAUCCACGAAAAUAAGGGCGAUAUCUAACGAAGAAAUUAGCGGGAUGAUGCUCCCAACGAGGAUAUCGAUGAUCGCCUUACUCGCUCUCUUCGCAUUGAUCUUAUCCAUCGAUGUGACCAAUGGAAGACCUCGCAUAAGGCAUCACAAAGGGGGUACCCAUUGUAGCAGAUGUGGUCCAGGUUGGGGCGUAACGAGUCGAUGCGUUCGUGGCCGUGACACCGAGUGCGCAAAAUGUCUACCUGGCACUUAUAGUCCACAUCACAGCACACAGCCGUGUUGGAUUUGUUCGAGAUGUGGUCCAGGACUUUAUGAAGCUCAUUCCUGUACAUCGAAAACCGACACGGUCUGCGAUUCCUGCCAUCGAGCUGCUCCCGAUAAUCCAGAUUAUCUUAGGAAAUGCAAAACUCGUGGAAAUUUCUUUUUAGCGCCCGAAGAUGCCGAGGACACUGCCGAGGAAAGUGUCUUGAUAAAUCAAUCCGAUCGGGUAUUUCAUUUCGAGGACAGACAACAAGAGAUUCUCGAGAAGGACGUUGAAACUGCUGGUUUCCUCGAUGAGCCCAGCGACGAAAAUGAUUUUGAUUAUGAGUCGUCGAAAACUAUGCAAAGGCUUUGAAUCGUUUAACGAAAAGAUAAAAGUAGGAAAACAAAACGAUCGACGAAACGAUCGACGAUUCGUUCUCCUAUACUAGUCAAUUGGGGUUGGCAUGCGUGCCUGCGUGCGUGAAGUUGCGCGCGUGCGUCGUCUAUAUGUGACGCGCGCGAUUAUGCCGAACGCUCUUCCGAGCCGGUAUUUUACUAACGAGAUUAACUCAAAAAAACGCAUCAAUUUUUUUGCACAAGGGCCAUUAACGGGGCACGCUUUGUAUAUAGCUCUUUUAUUUUAUUCAUUCUAUUUAAGUACGUACAACACUUGCGGUCAAUCGUAUAAGAAAAUUAUACUACCACAUUGGAAUGCGUAUGCACCAUACUUUCAUCUUGUCUCGCGUCAUUUAUUUAUUUUUUUGUCUUGUCUUAUUUCUUUAAUUAGCAUCGGUAUCUUAACCUCGCGUAGAAAGAACUGCUGCGUGUAUGCACAUAACUAUAUAUAUAGACACGCGUCACACCGAACGUCCAUCUUGUAUAUAGUUACAUAUAUUUCUGACUUUAAUGUUACAAUGAUAGGCGCGUGUGCCUAUGUUCUCAUACGCGAGGUUUCUUUCUAAUUAUCUUUCCAUCCAAAGCUUUCGAUUUUAAGAGGACGAAAGGAGCGGAAAACGAGCCCGCUUUUUUCGUGUUUGGAUUUUUAAUUUGCGUCGCACAGCAAUUAAACGUCCCGUAAAUUAAACGUCCCUAUAUAAAUUAUCCAAAGAGCAUCGCUUUGUGUCGCUUACGAUCAAAUGUAAAUUAAAGGCGCGUUGUCGUGGUCGUACCAUUUUUUAUUUUCUUUUUCCUUUUUGAACAAAUUAAAGACGAUUAUUCCAACGAGCGCUAAAGUAUUCUUCGAUAUCGUAAUUACGAAGUGAUCACGAUAUCGUCGAUUGGGUCUAUGUAUAUAUACAUACUACUACAGAUAUAUAUAUAUAUAUAUAUAUAUAUAUA